This is a messenger RNA of Archocentrus centrarchus (flier cichlid), 966 nucleotides long. RefSeq names its product vesicle-fusing ATPase-like. Bases 1 to 966 code for a protein of 321 amino acids. Gene Ontology annotation, molecular function: ATP hydrolysis activity; ATP binding. NCBI's taxonomy places the organism in Eukaryota, Metazoa, Chordata, Actinopteri, Cichliformes, Cichlidae. The record is from RefSeq and is a predicted model, not a curated record. The transcript has 4 exons. Gene Ontology annotation, cellular component: Golgi stack. Gene Ontology annotation, biological process: Golgi to plasma membrane protein transport; intra-Golgi vesicle-mediated transport; SNARE complex disassembly.
AUGUAUGACGAGUGUGUGAAGUCCGUCAAGGCAGAGCUCAGUGAAAUGGAUUUUUAUGCUAGCACUACUGACUUGUGGUCCAGUCGAACCACUGAGCCUUACAUGAGUUUUACCGUGCACUUUUUGACAUGCAAAUUUGAGCUCAUUACACGCUGCCUAGAAGUAGCAUACUUCCCCGAGACACACACUGGUGAAAACAUUGCUGCUGCCCUGCGGGAUGUUUUGAACAACUGGAACUUGCCCGAACACAAACAAGUGGCCAUCACAACAGAUAACGGAGCGAACGUGGUGAAGGCUGCUGAGGUCAACAACUGGUUCAGAGUGCAGUGCUUUGGCCAUCACCUGCAUCUGGCAAUUGGGAACUCUAGGACCCGAGAGUCGCGCCAGUCCAUUAUCAGCCCAGACUGGAACUUUGAGAAGAUGGGUAUUGGCGGCCUCGACAAGGAGUUUUCCGACAUCUUCCGCAGGGCCUUCGCCUCCCGAGUGUUCCCUCCAGACCUCGUUGAAAAGAUGGGCUGUAAACACGUGAAGGGAAUCCUGCUGUUCGGCCCCCCGGGCUGUGGUAAAACCCUGAUGGCACGACAGAUCGGCAAGAUGCUGAAGGCCCGGGAGCCAAAGAUCAUCAACGGCCCUGAGAUUCUCAACAAGUACGUGGGAGAGUCGGAGGCAAACAUCAGGAAGCUGUUUGCGGACGCAGAGGACGAACAGAAGAGGCUCGGUGCCAACAGCGGCCUUCACAUCAUCAUAUUUGAUGAAAUUGAUGCCAUCUGUAAGCAGCGUGGCAGCAUGGCGGGCAGCACAGGAGUCCACGACACUGUGGUCAACCAGCUGCUGUCCAAGAUAGAUGGAGUGGAGCAGCUCAACAACAUUUUGGUCAUAGGUGCAAACACACCAACAUUUUCUCCCACUUCAUACAAACUAACAAACACUUGUACACUCAAAUCCUCUCCAGUGUUUUAUGCCUGA